This is a messenger RNA of Myripristis murdjan (pinecone soldierfish), 10099 nucleotides long. RefSeq names its product phosphatase and tensin homolog B (gene ptenb). Lineage: Eukaryota; Metazoa; Chordata; Actinopteri; Holocentriformes; Holocentridae. Gene Ontology annotation, molecular function: inositol-1,3,4,5-tetrakisphosphate 3-phosphatase activity; protein tyrosine phosphatase activity; phosphatidylinositol-3,4-bisphosphate 3-phosphatase activity. The record is from RefSeq and is a predicted model, not a curated record. The transcript is spliced from 9 exons. Gene Ontology annotation, biological process: regulation of phosphatidylinositol 3-kinase/protein kinase B signal transduction; protein dephosphorylation; phosphatidylinositol dephosphorylation. Gene Ontology annotation, cellular component: nucleus; cytosol; plasma membrane. Bases 707 to 1945 code for a protein of 412 amino acids.
GGGCCGGAAGUGUGCGUGGUUCCUGCGCCGAACUUCACGCCGUGUCUGUCAGUCGCUCGUUUCUUUUUUCCUCUCGGAGGCGCAUCGGGGAGAUUUUCUCUCCGCUUCUCCGCGUCCAACCACGGCGUCUGCGGCGCGGCGCGGCGCGGGGCCGGGAGCAGUCGGACCGGGUCAGCACGCCGUCUGGACGGCUGGAUCGGCUCUCGGGUUGAGAUCGCGGAUGGUUUAGUGUCCAGGCGGGGGAGCUGGACGCCCGGGGCCCGGAGCGGCAGAGGGGACGAGGCCCCGCCGCUGCCUGGUUUUGACCCAGAAAACAGCACCGACGGCCGGGCUGGCUGUCAACUAGCAGGCCGGCUAGCCGCUUAGCACGUCUCCGCUCACCGCUACCACCCAGUGUGGCAGAAUAAAGGGAUUUCCCUCCACUUGGACCGGUUCGUGUGGAUAUUAACUAUUAAAAGGAUUACAUUUUGUUGUAAAACAGAAGUGAGAAACAAGAGUGACCCCCGCUUGGAAGUGAGGAUCUUGCCGGGAGCUGGCGGCCAGCUAGCUGCGGGCUAGCCGUGCCAGCUCGCCUCUCUCCGGGCAGCGCGACACACAGACUCCCCGGGCUGGGAGGAGGAGGAGGACGGGCAGCGGUUCUUUCCACAGGAGGCCUCGGUUCUUUCUCAUCAUUUGUGGACAGCGUCAGAGAGCCGAGGCACCGAGGAUGGCUGCCAUCAUCAAGGAGAUAGUGAGCCGGAACAAGCGGCGGUACCAGGAGGACGGCUUCGACCUGGACCUCACCUACAUCUAUCCCAACAUCAUAGCGAUGGGUUUCCCUGCUGAGCGGCUGGAGGGAGUUUACAGGAACAACAUCGACGACGUCGUACGGUUCCUGGACUCCAAACACAGAAAUCACUACAAGAUCUACAACCUAUGUGCGGAGCGACAUUAUGACGCAGCCAAGUUCAACUGUCAAGUGGCUCAGUACCCGUUCGAGGACCACAACCCGCCCCAGCUGGAGCUCAUCAAGCCGUUCUGCGAGGACCUGGAUCAGUGGCUGAGCGAGGACGAGCACCACGUCGCCGCCAUCCACUGCAAGGCGGGGAAGGGCCGCACCGGCGUCAUGAUCUGCGCCUACCUGCUGCACCGCGGCAAGUUCCAGGAGGCGCAGGAAGCCCUGGACUUCUACGGCGAGGUCCGCACCCGGGACAAGAAGGGCGUGACCAUCCCCAGCCAGAGGAGGUAUGUGUUCUACUACAGCUUCCUGCUGAGGAACCAGCUGCUCUACAAGCCCGUGGCUCUGCUGUUCCACAGGAUGCUGUUUGAGACCGUGCCCAUGUUCACCGGGGGCACCUGCAACCCUCAGUUUGUGGUUUACCAGCUGAAGGUGAAGAUCCACACGUCGAACCCGGCUCAGACCCGGAGGGAGGACAAGUUUAUGCUGUUCGACUUCCCCCAGCCGCUUCCCGUCUGCGGAGACAUCAAGGUGGAGUUCUUCCACAAGCAGAACAAGAUGAUGAAGAAGGACAAGAUGUUCCACUUCUGGGUCAACACGUUCUUCAUCCCCGGGCCCGAGGAGAACCCCGACAAGCUGGAGAACGGCAGCGCCGGGACGCCGCGAGAACCCGCCGACAGGAGCUUCCAGAACACGGGCAUGAUGGGAGGAGGGGGCGGGGAAAACGACAGAGACUUCCUGGUUCUGUCGCUAACCAAGAACGACCUGGACAAGGCCAACAAGGACAAGGCCAACAGAUACUUCUCACCAAACUUCAAGGUCAAACUCUUCUUCACCAAGACGGUCGAGGAAGGCGCCAACUCGGAGGCGAGCAGCACGUCGGCCUCGCUGACGCCCGACGUCAGCGACAACGAGCCGGAUCACUACCGUUACUCUGACACGACGGACUCGGACCCCGAAAACGAACCUUUUGACGAGGACCAGCACACUCAGAUCACAAAAGUCUGACACACACGCACACACACACACACACACACACACACAAUAUAUAUAUAUAUGUAUAUAUAUACAUAUAUGUAUAUAUACGUAUGUAUAUAUAUGUGUAUAUAUCAUGUAUUCAAACACACGGACCCCAGAGAAAGACGAGCUCGUGCUAACGGGGAAUAACUGAUGGACCAGAAAUGAUGCUUGGGACUCAUGGACCAAUGAGCUCGGAGAUUGCUCCAUAAGCCCCUCCCCCUCCCCUCGGUGGACAAUCAGAUUCAGGUUUUGGGGAGGCGGCAGGCGGACGGAUGGACAUGAAGACAGAUGAAUGGACAGACAGGAGAUUUUAAAAUAAAAGAGUAAAACUUGAAUAUAAACAAACUGAAAGACAAGUAGACUUCUUUAGCGACCGCACCCCCAGGACGUUUGUCGGAUAAAUUCCUCCACAGACCCGGUUUCCCCUUCCUCCCGUCUUUCUUUCUUCUUUCUUUCCUUCCUUCUGCCUGCCCAGUUUUAGGAAACUAUAUGCUGACCAAUCUUUUUUUUGUUGUUUUUCGUCUUUUUUCCGUUGUUUUUUCCCGUCUGUCCGUCUGCAGUGUUGAGCUGUAUUGACGUUAGCCGGCCGCGUCGACUCGUCUCUCUCUGAGUUCGCUUGGACGUUAUUUAGCCUGGGAGUCCACUUCAAAUCUGAAGAAAUGUUUGAGGGUUUUUGAAGACCUGGACUGAUGUUUUCUCCAUAUAUUUAAAUUAAAAAAAAAAGAAAAAAUCAGUUGCCUAACUGACCAGUCAGAGGAUGUUUUAGGUCUCCAAGAACGGAGAACGGUAUGAUAAAGCCAAAACAGCUACAGACAAGCAGAACAAAAAGAACCAACAUGGCAACCGGCUGCUGACAGGAAGUGGAUCCAUGAUGGAGAGUUUCUAUUGGAUGCUGUCGGCUGGUGUUAAUGCUACAGUUCCUUUAGCAUUAGCAAGGCUAGUGAGAAUAGCGUUGCGAGCAAGCUAACUUCUCUUCAUCAGACACACACCAGAGGAUUCCACUUUUUUAGCGAGCACGCGGUUUUCUGUCCGUCCGACUCGGCGUGAAUAGAUUUGGUGCAAAAAAAAAAAAACAUCCCGGUGAGUAAUUUCUACUUCCAUGUUGUUUAUUCACGUUGAACUUGAACCAGUUCAGCUGCUGGCGUGCGUCAGCCUCCCACUCCGGUCUUCAAAAACCCUCCGCACAAGAGAGAACAGGCCUGACCGCAUCAAAGUGGACCAGCACAGGAUGGGACCAGUUUGAACCGGUCUGGUCUGGAUCAGGUCAUGCAAAGCGAGUGCAGAGAGGUAAAAGUCAGCCAGUUUGAAUCAACCACCUGAAUGUGACGAUGGAGAGUUUGAUUUUUCACAAUCUACUGCAGUUUUGUCAAUCAUCUACUGUGGAAACUACACACACACACACACACACACACACACAAUCCAUACCAACUGUGAACAGCUCACUGCUUUUCUGUCUGUCUUGUCUUUCCAACUCAUUUCUGUUUUGCACAUAAUGAUUCUAUUCAGUCCGAUCCUACAGUUAAACUGUUUUUGUCUUUGUAUUUUCAUGUUAUCAAUCAUUAAGCUAUACGACAGACAAGCUACACACAGUAUAUCCAUUCCCUCAGCCAGAUCUGUUUAAGCUAUCCGUGUGCAGAGUCUCUGAGAUGACCUAAAGCAGAGAAAUACUCUCCAGUGUCUUUAGGACGCUUGGUUCAUUGUGCCUGUGGUGCCAGGCGGGUGGGGUUUGCAAGGACAAUUCAAUGAAUCCCAUUUGCUCCUCUUUGUCAGGCAAGUUCAGUCCUUCCAGGAAUGUCUGUGUGGCUUGUAUUUGGAUCCAUGGUAGUUGCAGUCGUGUUGGAACAGGGUUUUAAAGAUGCAGUUUGUAAGUUUUUAGCAGAUCGCUGCACUCAGCUUGAGCUCGUUGUCUUCUGGAUCGUUGCUCUAUCUACUAAACAGCUGAGCAAGUUUUAGCGAGUUUUGUGUUAUGAGAUAUUACUGAGCUUCAGCGUCCUCAUUUUUGGUGUCUGAUUUAGCAAAUGUCGAGAGAAUUCAUUUGUUCUCCUCGAUUCGUCCUUAAAAGGUUACAAACUGCACCUUUAACACCAAGGAUGACAGUUUGGCAUCACAUCAGGUUAGUUACUGUAGUGUAUACUUCACAGAAGUGAAUGAACCUAUGCUCCUGUGUCGUGUGGACUGAAGUUUGAGUCCCAGUUGAGGCCUGAGCUCCAUCCAAAUAUCUGGUGCUGCCAUGGGCCGGCUCUGAAGGGCCUCCACCACCGGGCCAAACAGGCCUGAGGCCAGGCAAAACCUUUAGGUUGUACCAUCACAAUGAAAGCACAGUCACUUGUUCCAGAGUCAGAUCACUUUAUUCCACAGCUUUCUUGAAUGCCACAUCACAUUCUCAAAAGUCUGCAAUUGAACUGAGUUCGGGACACCAAAUGGCUCUUGGUUAAACAAUCCGCAGCCCUUUGUCACUGUACUCAGCAUGGUACAAAACACAACAUGUUUAACGGAAAGGGAUGAAUCAGGAUUUGGCCCAGCUUGGCGUUGCGGGCCCUGUACUGGACUUGAGGUGAAUUCAGAGCCUCAUGCUGGAUGUCCCAAACUCACUGUGAUUCACCAAGAUCUCCAAGCUUUUCAAGAAAAGAUUUUCAGAGAUUCUCAAAGAUUUGCAAAAUUUGUCACCAGGAUUUGCUAAGAUAAAUGAAAAUUCUUGAAGAUUUGCUGUGAUUCACAAAAUCUGACCAAACACAGCUUCGGAAUCUUACUUGGUUUGUGAAUCUUAGCACAGCGCCGAUGUUCUAGCUAGCAGCUAUAGCAACCUCUCUCUCAAGUCCAAAGACGACAGGUUGUUUUAUUUUUAAUGCCAACAUGGUGUUGUCAGGCCUUACGACACUGCGCCAGGAUUCGAUGGAACAAAACAACACACUCUAGGCAGCUUCGCUCUCAUUUCAAGAUCUGAUUCAUUUCAUUCAGUCUGGAAAGUUCAGAUGGUUUUUUUUUGUUUGUUUUUUUUUUAAGUUUGACCAGGUUUGUCGUAUCCAACCUGUUAGUAGACAAGGACUGUCCAUUAUCUGCAAAUGACCUGCUAAUCUUUUACAUGCCAUGCCAUCACCAGGUUUCACAACUCGGCUCUUGUCACUGCUGCGUCCCUUCUUGUCAGUGUGACAUUUACAGGAUCCAUAUGGGGUUUUUAGAAGCUUGUCCUGCUGAUCACCAUGCAAGGCCUGUUUUAGAAAGUUUAGAUUGUCUUCACAUCAGCCUUGUCUCUGCUAGACCGAGUCAUAAACUGCUUGUGAGCAUUAGACGUCAUUUCCACAUGGCGUUUCUGCCGUAGCUUUCACUCAGUGCAGCAUCUUUGUAGUCAAAGCUUGCACGAGCUCCGCCUCCUGUACAGUCUGACAGGACUGACAUCUAUGCAUUGGUUAUUUAUGAAACUUGUCUCCUGACCGUGUAUUAACAGAAAAGCCAAAUUUCUAGCAUGUAGCCUACUAAAUAGGAUCCAGCUAAGAUUACGCACAGCAAAUAUGUAUCAAGCACGGAAGAAAAAUGUAUGCUCCACUUAAUUGCACUUUGCCAACUACUCUUCACACUAAAGUUGACUGCCUCUUAAAGUACUGAAGUAAGUUUUGAUUUGGCACCAGUGUUCCAGUUGAGGUGCUGGAUCCAAAACCAGCACCACUACCAAAAUACUUUCAACAAUAAUCAGCCAUAAUUACUGCAUAUUUUAAUAUUUUUAAAUAAUUGCCUGCAAAUUUCAAUUACAUGUGCCAGAGAAGUCCAUAUCUUCAAUGUAUCUACUUUGUUGUACAGUUCAAAAGAGGUAAUCUAACGUAAAAUUCCUCAGUGGGUAUAAGCUAAGGUUUGCUGUAAUCCCGGCCGACCUCAGCAGUUGUAGGUGGGGCCUUGAUUAGUGAUCAGCACAGGCUUCAAAAAUCACAAACCUCCCCUUUAAUUAGGGAUGCCAGAUGGCAGCCCUCGCCAGCUUAGAAGCGGUGCUACGAUCCAGGGCCUAUAAAGUAGAGCUUUUGGUUCAGUGUAGGUCUGAAUAGGUGAAGUGCUAAGACUCAGCCAGGGCCUGCAAACACCUUCAAGCCGAGUCCACCUUUGGUCUACAGUAGCACUAAGAUCCUAGUCCCGGUUUUAAAUAGCUACUGUGGCACCUAAUAGUCCAUCUUAGAUCCUGCAAGGUGUGGUGCUAUGAUCCUAGCUAGGGCCUUCAGAUUCCUGUUGUCAUGCCUGCUGUCCAUCUAAGGCUGCCUUCGGUCCAGUACUAAGAUCCUAGCUGUGGCCUUCAAAUGUCUCCUGUGGACCUACAGGUAAUCUUAGGCUAGCAUGGGUACAGUAUUACGUCUCAGCCCUGGCCUACAAAUGCCUGCUGAGGUCUGAGCUCUAGUCCUGAGAUCCUAGCUGGGGUUUGAAAUGCCUACUGUGCAGCCUACGUUGUUGUCCCUCGUAGGUCAUCUUAGGCGUGGUGCUAAGAUCAUAGCUAGGGACUUUUAAGGUCCCGUGUCAAACCUGUCGGCCAUGUUAGGUCCAGCACUACAGUGCCAGUUGAGGCCUGCUGUGGAGCAGUAGUUCAUUUUACGUCUGCCUCACGGCCCGUGGUCAAACCUACAGUCCAUCUUAGGUAGUCUUAGGCGUGGUGCUAAGAGCCAGCCAGGCCGAUGUGCUCGGUACCAGCAGAAAUGUACAUCCAGCACCUAAGUAGGUGCAGCUAGCCGCUCAGACUACACUCAACACAUUUCCAACACAUUUUUAGCGCUGCGUGCACACUGCGAGCAUAUCAGUCAGUGUUCUGACUGGGUGGGACAAAAGGCUGCGACUGCAUCCGUGUAGUGUACAGCUACAAAGUUUUGAACAGGUAAAUUAUACAUUUUUCACUGCUAAUUAUGUAAUUUGUUAUUGAAGAAAACAGACAAAAUCAGCAGAGUAUCCUGCUGCUGAAAUGAGUUGACGCUGACUUCUUGAUCGCAGUGUGCCCAGCAUUCAGCAGCACACAUCCUUUAUCAGUCCUGUUCGGUGCUGUCAGGCCCCGCCUCACAUCCUGUUGCCGACCUGCUCAGACAUGACCAGCACGUAGACCCCGAUUUACCCAGAAUAAAGACUUUGAACAGGCAGAAAUAACUUGGAAUCAGUUUUUCUUGUCGUGUUUAGACGGUCUUGCAGUCGUGGUGCCCCUGGCCCGUUUCUAUUCAAGUGUUUUAAUUGAAACACUGGCUGGUGUUUAUGUUCAGUAUGUAGAAAGCAAUCUGGAAAUAUUAGCAUUAAUUUUAACCUUACCUGCUACCUUAUGCUAGUACUAGUAAACUACAAACGCUGGUCUGUCCUGAGUGGGUUUCGGGGAUCUGCGGCAGGCCAGGUGCUGUCCAUGUCUCCUACUGUUCGGGUGCUUGAUGUUGUCGUUUCUCUUGAUGUCUGGUUUGGGACAGCAGGAUGUUUCCAUGCUGGACUGACCCACGCUAACGUCCACACAGUGUGCAGUCCAUAUAGCAGCAGAUUUAUACACAUGUAUUGUAACUUGCGCAUCUUCAACAAAGCCAACGGACGAUUCAUUGUCCAUCCAGACAGGUCAGACCCUUAGAAGUGUCUUUAAACAAGACACAAUCCCAACCAGCUCUGGACCUCUGACCUCCUUUAAGAUUCGAUUGGUGGCAGAUGGGUUUCCACUUUGGACCGGACUGGAUCGGCCGUGAGUCGACCUCGGCUGCAGCCGAGAGACAUUCAGGUUCCUACACAGACCCAGAGAAAUGAAAACUCAGGGUUUCUACACUAAUGAACAUCCUGGAAAAGUCACUGAGUUUGAAAAUAUGCUUUCCAUGUCUGGAGAUGUCUGAGAGGGAAGAACAGUUGAAGAUAGAUAUAUUUCGUAUUUCCUGAAAAUCAGAAACCAGCCGAUCAGAGUCGGGAUGUGGCGGUUGCUAUGAGACGCACUUUAUUCGUGCGCAGAAAUAGUCGUGAACAUUUCGUAUAUAGUUACAGGAAAAUCAUGGGAAGGGUUUGGAAUGUAACUGACAACCGUAGAAACCCUGAAAAUGGUCACUACUUCUUAAAACUUUCACUUACAAAUAUUCUUUGAAGUUCAGUUUUGGUGCUCAUGAAUUAUUUAACAGGAAAGAGAAUUUGUUCAAAUCUGUGAACCGUGUGGGAACCUGGAGUUUCUCUCGGCUGUUUUAUCACCACGCGACAACCCUUACCUAACUGUUGUCCUUAACGGAACAAUCACAAGAACCAGGUGGUUUUUUUUCAGUCCCAUACACUCAAACAGAAGCUCAUGUCUGUGUGUUCCCUCGUUCGCGCUCGCUCUGGCCGAGCCAGCGAAACUGAACCUGCCAACUCUGUUCUGUUGGUUUUACUUCUGUUUACAUCUUAUCACCAAACCUGCCAAAAUGAAGCUCAGUUUUUUGUUUUUAUUCUUAUUUUGUUCUGUUUGGUUAGAUUUUGGCUUUCUGUGCGGAGGUGACCAGGUGAACACGGCCUUGGGCUUCUUCUUCUUUUGCCUUACUUGAAGCAGACAGCGCUUUCUCCCCUCCUCCAGAGCCGUAUAGACCCUGCCUCCUGUCAAUCAAAAGGUCAGAGGUCGGCCGGCCAGCCAGGCUCUGCUACUGUGGGAUUUUAGGGUUGGGACGGCUCGAUUUGGAUUGAGGUCGCUUAUUUGCAGCAACUUUAGUUUAAUAAUUUGACACCAAUAUCAUUAGAGCUUCAGAAUCUUCAAAUUUGGCUGUUUUCAUGCUGUAAAAGAAAAAAAAAAAAAAAAAAAAAAAAAAACAAUUCAGUUUUUACUCUAGAAUUUUCUUGGUGAGCAUGGAAACGACUCCAAAAUGUCUCUAAAAACAGCAAAACUGAAGCUGAUCAAACUGUGGUCAUCAGAAUCAAAGUCACAAUGAAACGGCACUGUGUGAGGGGCGGGGCUUAGCAGGGAGAGGCAACCAAUGGGAGGUCAGUUAGGAAGAGAGAGGCAGGUUUAUUCGAUGGGGGAGGGUGAGAUCGGGCCGAAGUGAGAUUUUAGUUCAUGUCGGCUAGUUCCUCCUGACGCUUUCCAGGAAGAAGACGCAACGUUAUUUGGAUAGAAUAAUCUUUUUUAAAAAAAAAAUCAGUGAUGACUUUUGAAUUCAUCGUUAAACGAGUUUGUUUCAUUGUGACUUUGAAGUCUUCCCAUUGAAGAGUGGAGUAGUGAUAAGUUCUGCAGUCAAACUGUUGGAGAUCAAUAGAUCAGGACGACGUUGGCUCCAGAUGUUACGGAGCCCUGGAGACGCCAGGAAAACACUUUUUUUUCUAAAUUUUGUGCACAUGUGCUAAACGAUGCGCACAAAAUGCUGUUGAGGUCACAAAAUGCUCUCCGCCUUCAUCCAGUUUCACUAAAUCUGCUUCCGUCUCGGGAUCGCUCCCGAUAUGAAAACCGCUCAGACUCCGCCUCCCUGCCUCCGACAGCAGAGCGAGAGUGGGCGGGGCCAUAGUGUAUUUAUUUAUUUGUUUAUUAUUUUUAUUUGUGUUUAUAUUGUUUAUUUUUUUCACUUUUUUAAAUUUUGUUUACCAAUAAUUUUUUUUAAAAUUCAGAGUAAGGUUUGGGUUGGUGUUUUUAAAACUAACUUGUAAAUUUUGACGCUGCAGUUUUCCAGUUUGCUGCAAACGAAUAUCAGAUGGCUGAUAAUAUCGGCCCUGAAAAAUCAAUCUAAGCGAGCGCGGCAAACAAAAAUCGUGCACACACGUCAGGAUUUUGUGACCUCGUGGGCAAGAAAAAAAAAAUUCCAGGGUCUCUCCAGCUCUCCUGUAGCACACACACACACACACACACACACACACACACACACACACCUGGAUGUCCCUCAUGUCCGGCCUCCAUGUUGCUGUCCAGGUUCCUGCAGGUUUCAGCUCAGCGGUCCACAGUGUUCCUUCAUCAUCACGAUGAUGAUGAUGAUGAUGAUGAUGAUAUUGUUUUUUCAGGUUUUAGUGAUUUUUAGUUUCCGCUCUGAAAACAAAAAUAAAACUUAAAACACCACUAAUGGCAAAAGGUUGAUUUGAAUCACGGCCUGGUGUCGCUAUGGAAACCGAAAUCUUAUUGUUUCAACCCCCCCCCCCCCAUCCUCUUCUUUUAAUCUGCCCUCCUUGUUUUAUAAUGAAAUAAACGCUGUAAAGGUGAAUAAACUAUUUAUAACAGUU